CCUCAUUGAUCUCCUUUCUAAGGCGACCAUUUCUGUUGGCUGUAUGCGAGACGGAGACGCUUGUGUGUGCAUUUCACUGGCCUUUCGCGAGUAUAUGGCAAAAACGGCCGCUUUUCUUUCUUACCCUGGUGUUCCCACUACUCUUUAAAAAUUCCGCCGAAAAAGAGGAGACGAUCUUCCAAAUCCUUCAGGCCGUUAUCUCACGGCUCCCCUCUUUCUGUACAAGUGUAUAAGCGCUACCCAGAAGGCCUAGGGAAAGCACUCUACCGCGAGCAAUUCGACUUCAACGCGGAGCCGCCUUGGGAUCCUAGCUGAUAGCGGGAGAAAUCCAUCUCCCAGCUUGUCCAUUUUGUUGCAUAUUAACAGGACCCAAAGGCUUAGUACACUCUCUAUGAUUGUCGGAUCUGCGGACUACGGUUGAGAUGAAAGGAUUUACUGAUGAACUGAACUACAUUGUUGAACUGCUUGAGGGAGGAACAACCCUCGAAGAUGUCAUUGACAACCACAUUUAUGAGCAAGCUUUGGCUGAAAAAAACGCAUUUGUUGUGGCUGACCUCGGCGCAUUGCUACAGCGGCAUGUUCUCUGGCAGAGCACCCUACCCCUAGUUCGACCGUUCUACCCUGUCAAAUGUAACAGCAGCCCUGCAGUCAUCGAAAUCCUGGCUGCUCUAGGAGUCGGUUUUGUGUGUACAAAUAAGGCUGAAGUCGCAAUGGUACUCAACCAUGAAGUCUCUCCUGAGAACAUCAUCCUGUCUGGUAUUUGCAAACAGCAGUCACACAUCAAGCAUGCCGCCAAGAACGACAUCAACUACCUGGUGUGCGAUAAUGAGGCCGAGCUCGGAAAAAUCGCCCGCGCUCACCCAAACGCUAAGCUGCUCCUGCAGUUGUGCACCGAGGCUCAAACAGAGGAGGCAAGUAUGGUGUUUGGCUGCUCGCUGAAAAGUUGCCGGCAUCUUUUAGAAGCUGCCAAAGAGCUGGGCGUGGAUGUGGUUGGAGUAGUGUUUCAUGUACCAGUGUCGUGCAAAGACCCUCAAGUGUAUGCCCAUGCCCUGUCUGAUGCCCGCUGUGUGUUUGAUAUGGGGGAGGAGCUUGGGUUUAAUAUGGAGAUUUUGGAUAUUGGGGGUGGAUUCAGUGGCUCUGAGUAUCAGUUGAAACAGACCCAUGCUGCUAUUAGACCUUUGCUGGAGGCCUAUUUUCCUGUUAUGUCUGGUGUGCGAGUGAUUGCUGAGCCAGGAACUUUUUACAUGUCUUCCUCUUUCACCCUGGUUGUAAAUGUCAUUGGCAAGGAACUGGUAGCCAGAGAUGUCCAUGGUGAGUCGAAAGCAGAGCUGACUCCAAGCGAUGACCCCGAGUUUUUGUACUAUCUGAGUGAUGGUGUAUUUGGAUCUUUUGUCGGCAAGCUGCUGGGAACCGUCAUUCCAUCCCCCACCGUGCACAAGAUGCCCCUCUCAGCAGAUGAGCCAGUGUUCUCCAGUAGCCUGUGGGGUCCGUCCUGUGAUACUUUGGACCAGGUGGUGGAGCACUGCCUUCUUCCUGAGCUCUCUGUAGGAGACUGGCUCAUCUUUAAAAACAUGGGAGCCAGUGGUCAUGAAGAGAUGGCGGUCAUCAGCGACUCAGAAAAACCACCUAUGUAUUACACAAUUUCUGAAAGCUCCUGGUUUGAGAUGCAGCAGGCUGGAAUGUCGCUUGAUAACACCAUGAAGAACUUUUCAUUAGUCCCGAAUGGCUUGUAGUUGAAAGCUCUGGUUCCGACCCCUAGCCUGGGCAUUUGAACGGCCUCUACAGCGAAUAAACUCACAGCCAUAAACAGAACAGUUAAUGCUUAGCUACUAAGAAAACCUGAUGACCAGUGGCAUUUGGAAUUGCAAAAUAAUUGUUCUUGUCUUAGGUUCUCACAAUUUAUUGGUCGAAAUGUUUUUUUUUUUUGUUUUUUUUUUCUUGUCAGCCAAACAGAAGAGUCAAAAGCCUCAUAUUUAGUAAUAACAUAUGCAACAAAAUGGAAGGCUGUGGAGAUGGAAUCCUGUCUUUGGAUUUCUUUAUCAAAACUCGUUUACAUAAUUGUUUAAUUUAAUUAUUUACUGAUUACCUGCUGACAGUCUUGUAAAGUUGUCUGUUGCACCAUUCUGCACUUGUGUAUAUUAAAAUCAAAUGUGAUUUUAAGGAGUUAUUUUAGCAUAUAGAAUCAAGUGUGUUACAGCCCUGUGUGUAGAUUGACACAGUGAAAUUUAGAUAUUAAUUUGUCGUAUUAGUGCUUACCCCUUAUUGUUGACCAUGGGUUUCUAGGACUGUGGAGUGCAACUAAACUCAUUUUGGUAACUUUCCACUGCAAGGCUUGUGGCACUGUUUCCCAACACUGACAUGUAUUUCAAACUGUUCCUUGGUUGUGUGCCAUGAUCAAAUUUAUGACCUCAAAAGACUCUUAGUAAGAACAUUCUUGGUAGGCACUUGCCUUCUUUUUUUGGGUAAAUACCACAGAUGUAUGUUUGAUAUUAAAGGAACCUCUGGGAUUGGGGAAGGUGAUCCUAAACAUGAUUAUUCAACCCCAUGCUUGAAGUACCAGUAACAAUCUCUAUUCAUACAGUGCUUUGAAAAAGUAUUCAUACCCCUUGAACUUUUUCACAUUUUUCCACCUUACAACCAUGAACUUAAGUUUUUUUAUUGAGAUUUGAUGUGAUAGACCAACACAGAGUAGCACAUAAUUGUGAAGUGAAACGAAAAUGAUAAAUGGCCUUCAAAAUUUUAAACAAAUAAAAAUCUGAAAAAUGUGAUGUGCAUUAGUAUUCAGCCUGCCUGCGUCAAUACUUUGUAGAGCCACCUUUUGCUGCAAUUACAGCUGCAAGUCUUUUGUGGUAUGUCUGUACCAGCUUUGCACAUCUAGACACUGAAAUUUUUGCCCAUUCUUCUUUGCAAAAUAGCUCAAGCUCAGCCAGAUUGGAUGGAGAGCGUCUGUGAACAGCAAUUUUCAAGUCUUGCCACAGAUGCUCAAUGGGAUUUAGGUCUGGACUUUGACUGGGCCAUUCUAACACAUGAAUAUUCUUUGGUCUAAACCAUUCCAUUGUAGCUCUGGCUGUAUGUUUAGGGUCAUUGUCUUGCCAGAAGGUGAAUCUCCUUCCCAGUCUCAAGUCUUUUGCAGCCUCCAACAGGUUUUCUUCCAGGAUUGCCCUGUAUUUUGCUCCAUCCAUCUUCCCAUCAACUCUGACCAGCUUCCCUGUCCCUGCUGAAGAAAAGCAUCCCCAUAGCAUGAUGCUGCCACCACCAUGUUUCACAGUGGGGAUGGUGUGUGCAGGGUGAUGAGCAGUGUUAGUUUUCCGCCACACAUAGCGCUUUGCAUUUAGGCCAAAAAGUUCAACUUUGGUCUCAUCUGACCAAAGCACCUUCUUCCACAUGUUUGCUGUGUCCCCUACAUGGCUUCUGGCAAACUGCAAAUGGGACUUCUUAUGGCUGUCUUUCAACAAUGGCUUUCUUCUUGCCAGUCUUCCAAAAAAGGCCAGAUUUGUGGAGUGUACGACUUAUAGUUGUCCUGUGCACAGAUUCUCCCACCUGAGCUGUGGAUUUCUGCAGCUCCUCCAGAGUGAUCAUGGGCCUCUUGGCUGCUUCUCUGACCAGUGCUCUCCUUGCUCGCUCUGUCAGUUUAGGUGGACGGCCAUGUCUUGGUAGGUUUGCAGUUGUGCCAUACUUUUUCCAUUUUUGAAUGAUGGAUUGAACAGUGCUUCUUGAGAUGUUCAGAGCUUGGGAUAUUUUUUUUUAUAAUCUAACCCUGCUUUAAACUUCUCCAGAACUUUAUCCCUGACCUGUCUGGUGAGUUCUUUGGUCUUCAUGAUGCUGUUUGUUCUUCAGCGUUCUCUAACAAACCACUGAGGCCUUCACAGAACAAGUGUAUUUAUGCUGAGAGUAAAUUACACACAGUAGAACUCUAUUAUCUAAUUAGAUGACUUCUGAAGGCAAUUGAUUGCACUGGAUUGUAUUUAGAGGUAUCAGAGUACAGGGGGCUGAAUACUAAUGCACACCACAUUUUUCAGAUUUUUAUUUGUUUAAAAUUUUGAAGACCAUUUAUCAUUUUCGUUUCACUUCACAAUUAUGUGCUACUCCGUGUUGGUCUAUCACCUAAAAUCUCAAACUUUUAAGUUCGUGGUUGUAAGGUGGAAAAAUGUGAAAGUUCAAGGGGUAUGAAUACUUUUUCAAGGCACUGUACAUUUCAUUAUAAAUAGUUGUUUAAGAUUUGGUCAUGUCCUUUGAUUUGCAUUUGGUACCAAAUUCAGUCUUUUUUUUUUUUUUAAGUCAUUGUUUUUGAAACCGUCUUUCCCAAGAGCCCUUUUUCGGACUUGUCUUUUUAUAUGGAUGUAAAAUUAGACCUACUGAGUUAGUUAGGAUAUUUUUUUUAAGCUGAAUUAAGUUAAUUUUAAAAUGUAUCAAUAAAACUUGAUCAUAUCUUAAAAUGCUAUUUACAUUCCCAAAACUAUUGUUAAAAUGCCCGUAUGUCCACAGUGGGAAAUGAAAUCACCCUGUUAGAAAUGUGAAAUAUUUUUGUCUAAGGAAAUAAUCAUGGACCAUGGCCUGUUUAUGACUGUAAAAUUGUGUUAAAGUAAUGAAACUACUAAGCUUAAAAUAAUACAUUUCCUAGUCUGGAA
Messenger RNA from Neoarius graeffei (lesser salmon catfish), 4628 nucleotides. It is a transcript of the gene azin1b, whose product is annotated as antizyme inhibitor 1b. Lineage: Eukaryota; Metazoa; Chordata; Actinopteri; Siluriformes; Ariidae. The coding region runs from base 423 to 1733 and encodes 436 amino acids. Gene Ontology annotation, biological process: positive regulation of polyamine transmembrane transport; negative regulation of protein catabolic process. The transcript has 12 exons. Gene Ontology annotation, cellular component: cytoplasm. The record is from RefSeq and is a predicted model, not a curated record. Gene Ontology annotation, molecular function: ornithine decarboxylase activity; ornithine decarboxylase activator activity.